This is a messenger RNA of Dalotia coriaria, 1455 nucleotides long. Its product is annotated as isocitrate dehydrogenase [NAD] subunit gamma, mitochondrial-like. The transcript has 7 exons. Gene Ontology annotation, cellular component: mitochondrion. NCBI's taxonomy places the organism in Eukaryota, Metazoa, Arthropoda, Insecta, Coleoptera, Staphylinidae. The coding region runs from base 140 to 1324 and encodes 394 amino acids. Gene Ontology annotation, biological process: isocitrate metabolic process; tricarboxylic acid cycle. The record is from RefSeq and is a predicted model, not a curated record.
CGUAUGAAGUCACGCGGUUGGAACUUGUUUGUCGAUUGUUAUGAACAGAAGGUGUCGCAUUGGUUGUGAAUUGUGAAGUGAGUUUCGUAAAUUUCGCACGUUUUUACACGUGAUUAUUUAAUUUCUACAGCAGUGUAUAAUGGCUGGGAGGAUAUUCUUGAAAACACCCGUCGAUUUAAGCCGCGCAGUACGCCUGGCUUCGACGCAGACACUAUCAGCGUUUGAGCUGCAACACAAGAGUCCUGUAGUCAGGAAACAGGACCCAAUUCCUGUUGCAUUAUAUGGAGGCCGCCAUGCUGUCACCCUCCUCCCUGGCAGUGGCAUCGGCCCCGAACUGAUGGGCUACGUCAAACAAGUCUUCCGCUAUGCUGGAGCCCCCGUUGACUUUGAAACCAUCCACGUCGACCCAAACAGCGACGACCUACUCCAUUUAAUCACCUCUAUCAAACGUAACGGUGUCGCACUCAAAGGCAACAUCGAAACAAAGAGUGAAGACACUUUAGUACAAUCGAGAAAUGUCGCCAUUCGUAAUGAAUUGGACUUGUACAUCAGCGUACUCAACUGCAAGUCUUAUCCAGGCGUGAGAUCAAGGCAGAAUAACGUUGAUAUUGAUAUUAUCCGACAGAAUACAGAGGGAGAGUAUGCUAUGUUGGAACAUGAGAGUGUUAGUGGGGUUGUAGAAUCAAUGAAAGUUGUAACCGAGUCGAAUUCGGAACGUGUUGCGCGUUGGGCGUUUGAAUAUGCUAGGAUGCAUGGCAGGAAGAAGGUUACAACCAUUCAUAAAGCCAACAUUAUGAAAUUAUCCGAUGGUCUAUUCCUGGAGACUUCCCGACGCGUAGCUAAGGAAUACCCUGAGAUUGAGCACAACGACAUGAUCAUCGAUAACUGCUGCAUGCAACUUGUAAGCAACCCGCAUCAGUUCGACGUCAUGAUCAUGACAAAUCUCUACGGCAGUAUUGUAAGCAAUGUUAUCUGCGGUCUUAUCGGCGGCGCUGGUUUAGUUUCCGGUAAAAACUACGGUGAUCACUACGCAGUAUUUGAACCUGGUACCAGGAAUACCGGAACAUCAAUCGCUGGCAAAAACAUCGCGAACCCAAUCGCCAUGUUGAACGCCUCCUGUGACAUGCUGGACCAUUUAGGCCGUCAGCAACACGCGAAUCUUAUCCGCAACGCUAUCUUCAAAACAAUCUGCGAGGAUAAAAUCCAAACGCCUGACCUUGGAGGCACUGCCUCCAGUACGGAUGUCGUACAGAGAAUUAUCGAUCAUAUUCUUGCCUCAGACGUGAAGGCUUGGAAUGAUUACGCACUCUCAGAGGCUGACUAACUGCACUCACAUAAAACAAUUAAAUUAAUUUAUUUAAACUAAUUUCCGCGGGGGGUGGUGAUGAAGCAUGCGCUUUUAACUCUCAACUUUAAUUUGAAUUUAAUCUCCGCUUUUUGUGCCGUCUUUGUUUG